ACCACGUGUGGGAGACGAAUCUAUCGGUUAUUCGUCAAACCGUCUUCUCCUAAAAUCUCUGAGCGUAUUCGUCAGACCUACGCACUUGCAUACUUGCAUCUCGCUCGCUUGUGGCGGCUUAAAUUUUUUUUUUUUCUCCCUCUGGAGAUUUCGGCGCCUUUCCUGGUAUUUCACUCUCAAGUUUGUCUGUGAAUUUCCUUGCCACCAUGCCAGUCAAUGAGGAACCAAUAUUGAUAAAGGACAGUACUUUGAUUGAUACGCUGCCAUUUUUCCGACUCAAGCGCUGGCAGUGGUGGCUUUUGGUUGCCCUUAACAUAGUGUUUCUUCUCGUUGGUCAAGCUGCAUCUGUCCUUCUGGGAAGAUUUUAUUAUGACAAGGGUGGAAAUAGUACAUGGCUGGCCACACUCCUCCAAACAGCUGGUUUCCCGAUUCUUUUUAUCCCUUACAUAUUCAUUGGCUCCUCGUGGACACCUUCGAAUUCAGCCAAUCCUUCUCUUAUUAGAGUUUGUUUGAUCUACUUUGUCCUGGGGGCAAUGACAGCUGGGGAUAAUAUGCUCUACUCAGUUGGACUUUUGUACCUCUCUGCCUCUACUUAUUCCCUUAUUUGUGCUUUGCAGCUGGCUUUCAAUGCUGUAUUCUCUUUCUUUAUCAAUCGCCAAAAAUUCACCAUUAUGAUUCUUAAUUCUGUGAUUGUCCUCACGUUAUCUGCUUCUCUCCUUGCUGUUAAUGGUGACUCUAAUGAACCUUCAGGAGUCUCAAAAGGGAAAUAUCUCAUUGGAUUCUUAGCUACACUGGCAGCAUCUGUUCUGUAUUCACUCUUACUUUCUCUUAUGCAACUAUCGUUCCAGAAAGUCCUAAAGAAGGAAACUUUUUCUGUGGUGCUUGAAAUGCAGAUUUAUACAUCUCUGGUGGCCACUUGCAUCUCCAUUAUUGGUCUUUUUGCUAGUGGGGAUUGGUCAACAUUGCAAGGUGAAAUGAACACUUACAGCACAGGAAAACUUUCCUAUGUUAUGACUUUGGUAUGGACAGCAAUUUGUUGGCAAAUUUGUGCUGUUGGUGUGAUAGGUCUGAUAUUUUUGGUGUCAUCUUUGUUCUCUAAUGUUAUCAGUACUCUUUCUUUGGCAAUCACUCCUAUUGCUGCACUCAUAGUCUUCCAUGACAAGAUGAACGGUGUUAAGAUAAUAGCCAUGCUUAUGGCACUUUGGGGUUUUGCCUCUUAUAUUUAUCAGAAUUACAUUGAUGACAUUAAGACGAGGAAGACCCACACCAAUGCUGAAAGGACUACUAAUGACUCGUUGUGCUGAUAAUUUGGAACGGGUGGGAUGGAGUUGUGAAGAUCGCCUGGAAUUUUUGUUUAGAAAGGGUUCAUCUUAUGCCUGAGACGUUUUCUUAGCGUUGUAGGUUAUAAUUUUGUUUUCUAAACUUUACCUUAGCUGAGUGAAUUUUUUUUUCAUAUCACUUGGUAACUGAUUGACACGUUACGCAAUUCAAUUGGAUUAGAGUUAAAAGUUUUUUCA
Messenger RNA from Coffea eugenioides, 1517 nucleotides. RefSeq names its product probable purine permease 11. Gene Ontology annotation, cellular component: membrane. Gene Ontology annotation, molecular function: purine nucleoside transmembrane transporter activity. Bases 207 to 1304 code for a protein of 365 amino acids. The record is from RefSeq and is a predicted model, not a curated record. The transcript has 2 exons. NCBI's taxonomy places the organism in Eukaryota, Viridiplantae, Streptophyta, Magnoliopsida, Gentianales, Rubiaceae.